This is a messenger RNA of Acanthosepion pharaonis, 2172 nucleotides long. The record is from the annotation of a GenBank genome assembly. Lineage: Eukaryota; Metazoa; Mollusca; Cephalopoda; Sepiida; Sepiidae.
AUGUUAUAUCUCUCUCUAUCAUAUAAUAUCUUAUCUCUCUCUCUCUCAUAUAUUACGUUCUCUCACUCAUAUUAUCUUGUUCUCUCUCUCUCUCUCUUAUCUCCUCUUAUCUUGUCUUCUCCCUCUCUCUCCCUCUUUCUCUCCUCUCUCCCUCACUCUUUCUCUCCCUCUCCUCCUCCUCUCUCUCUUUCUCUCUCUCCUCUCUCUCUCUUUUCUCUUUCCCUCUCCUCUUUUCUCUCUCCUCUUCUCUCCUCUUAUCUUAUCCUCUCUCUCCCCUCUUUCCUCUCUCUCUCCCUCCCUCUUUAUCUUAUCUUCUCUCUCUCUCUCCCCUCUCUCCUCCUCAUAUUAUCUUAUCUUCUCUCUCUCUCACUCAUAUAUUAUCUUAUCUUCUCUCUCUCUCACUCAUAUAUUAUCUUAUCUUCUCUCUCUCUCAUAUAUAUAUAUAUAUCCGCACGUGAGGAUUUUCUUUUCUUAAAUAGACAUAUCUAUCAAAGACCCACACGUCUGAUCCGGGUUCAAAUUCACAGGUCUGUCUCCCUUCUGUUUCUAUCUUUUACACGAGAUUUAGUCCCCGUCUUUCGCUCGUUGUCUGGUCCCCCUCUUUCCCACACUCUUACUCGAGAUUUGACCCCCCACUCCCUCUCUUACUCGAGGUUUGACCCCCUCCCUACUCCCAGUCUUACUCGAGGUUUGACCCUUGUCUCUCUAUUACUCGUUGUCUUACUCCCCUUCUCUGUUACUCCUUGUCUAACUCCCCCUCGCUGUUACUCGUUGUCUAACUCCCCCUUCUCUGUUACUCGUUGUGUUACUCCCCCUUCUCUGUUACUCGUUGUCUUACUCCCCCUUCUCUGUUACUCGUUGUCUUACUCCCCCUUCUCUGUUACUCGUUGUCUUACUCCCCCUUCUCUGUUACUCGUUGUCUUACUCCCCCUUCUCUGUUACUCGUUGUCUUACUCCCCCUUCUCUCUCUCGGUCUGCAUUUUCGCUUCCUCUCUGUCUCUUUUUCAAUACAUAUAUUCGAUAUUUCUCACUUUGUCGCAAACAGUACCUGAUAAGACAUUGGCUUUUGUGUGGGCUCGUGAACACAACCGCUCCCAAAUAACUUUGUUUCAUUUUUGUAUCUCUUCUCACUCUGCUAAUUGUUUUGUUUACCUCUAUCUCGCUCUCUCACCGUCUGUCGUUCAUGUCUGUGUACCUGAUAUAUUUUUUUGCUUGUUUAUUUCUGUCACACCGUUUUUUUCUCUCUUUGUCGACCUCCCAGGCUUCAUUAAUAUUCCUGUUUUUUUGUUUUUUCAUUUUUUUCCAUUUUUUCCUUCUUCAUUUUCAUUUUUUUCUUGCUUUCCUUUCUUUUUUCCUUUUCAUUUUCUUCUUUUUUUUUCUUUUUUUCUUUCUUUCUUUUUUUUUCUUUUUUUUUUUUUUCUUUUUCUUUUUUUUCUUUCUUCUUUUUUCUUUCUUUUUUCUUUUUUUUUUUUUUUUUUUCUUUCUUUUCUUUCUAUCUUCUUUUCUUUCUAUCUUCUUUUCUUUCUAUCUUUUCUUUCUCUCUUCUUUUCUUCUUUCUCUCUUCUUUUCUUCUUUCUCUCUUCUUUUCUUCUUUCUCUCUUCUUUUCUUCUUUCUCUCUUCUUUUCUUCUUUCUUUUCUUCUUUCUUUCUUUUCUUCUUUCUUUCUCUCUUCUUUUCUUUUCUUUCUUUCUAUCUUCUUUUCUUCUUUCUUUCUCUCUUUUGUUGUUCCUUCGCUUUCCCUUUCGGGCCAUAUUCUACUUCUUUUUCUCUUUUAUUCUCCCUCCCUCUUCAUUUUUAAUUCGUCACUCUUUAUAUCUAUCAUUGUUCGUAUUCUCUCAAUCCGUUCCUAUCUAUCUAUCUAUCCAUAUAUUAGUCUGUUCAUAUCUAUCUAUCCAUAUAUUAGUCUGUUCAUAUCUAUCUAUCCAUAUAUUAGUCUGUUCAUAUCUAUCUAUCCAUAUAUUAGUCUGUUCAUAUCUAUCUAUCCAUAUAUUAGUCUGUUCAUAUCUAUCUAUCCAUAUAUUAGUCUGUUCAUAUCUAUCUAUCUAUCUUCAUUCUACUAGACAUGAAGACAGUGUUCUAUCUAUCUAUCUCAUUCUGUUCAUACCUAUCUUUUUUCGUAUACUUUCAAUCUUUAUCUGUCUGCUGCAAUUUGUUCAUAUCGAUAUCUAUUAG